Messenger RNA from Brassica napus (rape), 2865 nucleotides. RefSeq names its product phosphatidylinositol N-acetylglucosaminyltransferase subunit Q. The record is from RefSeq and is a predicted model, not a curated record. Gene Ontology annotation, cellular component: membrane. Bases 433 to 2544 code for a protein of 703 amino acids. Lineage: Eukaryota; Viridiplantae; Streptophyta; Magnoliopsida; Brassicales; Brassicaceae. The transcript has 10 exons. Gene Ontology annotation, biological process: GPI anchor biosynthetic process.
UGUUGAAAAUGGCUUAACAACUUGCGACAGAUUGUAGAUCUCAGUGAAAUGUAAACGAAGAGGCAAUAACCCAAUCAUUUGCGACAAUCAUGCAGUAACACGACCGUGUAACCGUGUAUAUACUCAUUUGAGAUUCGAACCCGAGACAGAGAGAGGGAGAGGCGUUGUUAGCUUUAGCCAAAGGUCUCUCUUUUACACUUGCUUUCGUCAUCUUCUUCUCCGACAUUAGUCUCUCUCUGUCUGAAUUCCAGCAUCUUCCUUCUGUUGUGUCGAAUCGGUGACCUAAUCUCAGUUCAAAUGAAUUGAAUAACUUCACUUGUUAACUCUGUUUCCGGAGAUCUCCUCCCCCAUCCCUAAAGCCGCAGACUUUUGUUGGGGUUUGGAUUGUUUCUCCAUAGCAUCGAUCGAAAGUUAGGAUCUUGCAGAGCUGAAAUGAAGAGACAAUGUAGGAUUUGGUUGCCAAACAUGCUUUCAUCAACUGAUGAUUCCACUCACAGUCUAAUCUUUGGAUGGUUCGUGUCCCACUCCUCUUCUUGUCUUGACGUUGUUGUGGCCUUCGUCGCUGAUGAAAGCUCCUUGUCCUCCAAUAGCGGAUCUAGCCUCCAAGACGUACUCCAUGAAACUAAUGAGAAGAUGCCUUUGACCUUACGGGAUAAAGCAGCGUUUACUCUUCUUGGUCGUUAUGAUUCGUGUCUUAGUGCUAAUGGAAACGCACCCAAGAAUGCAACAGAUGAAGAUAUGUGGAGGUACAGUAGCCUAAGCUGUGGUUGUCAUAAGGUUGAUGGCUUAGAUUCUGUGAGCAGUCACUGGAUUCAUAUGGUGCACGAUUCUUCUUCAGAGCGUGGGAUUAGAAUGCAUCAUAUACAUUGGAAUGGCGAUAUUGUAUCUCAAUGUGAUGUACACGUUAUAGUCUAUGACCCUCCAGUGUUUGGUUCUCAUCAUUUCUCCUUAAGCUUUUGGAAUGCUUCUUCUCCUCAGACAAAAGCUCCUCUUAAGAAACCUAGUUGGGUUGAUGAUCUACACAAGAGGCAGCCUCUGAUUGAAAUGGAAACUGUGAUUCUUUCCAUAAAUUGCGCCACGUCUGCUGAGAUAGUGUAUAAGAAGCUAUCCACGCAGCUGGAGACUUCCUCCCGAAAGUUUUCUCUUAGUUACCUGAUAUCUACUUUGACAUGGUGGUUACUCGCCGCGGUUUUAAGCUCUUUAUCAAGUCUAUAUUACAGCCUUAUCCACUUCUUCUAUCUACUUUCAAGUUUCCCUAUUUUCUCAUUGGUGCGUAUAGCUUCAAGGAAGGUACUCAAGAAUACAUGGAUCAACUUCAGAAUACGCAGUUGUCAGAUCUUGUAUUGGCCAAUCUUCCUUCAAGAGAACAACAUGACGUCCAUAUCCUGUGUGGAGCAAGCAGAGAAAUCUGCACUGCAAAGACAUUCUACAUGGUCAGCCAUGGCUGUUGAUCUCAUUUUGGGGAACUUGAUUGGUCUAGCUCUAAUGUUUAACACCGGAUCUGUCUGCUCGUGGCUAUUCCACUUUGCAAAGGAGUUUACAAACGAUAUUUUACGUUCCGGUUGUGUGUGGUUGAUGGGAGUCCCAGCAGGGUUUAAGCUAAACACAGAGCUGGCUGGAGUUCUAGGGAUGGUGUCUCUUAAUGUAAUCCAGAUAUGGUCUACUCUCUGGAUCUUCAUGGCUUCUUUCAUCUUUUAUUUGAUCAGAGCAGUUGCCGUCAUGGGAAUCACCUUUGGUGCAACAGUCUCUGCUGCUUUUGUUAUAGAUGUCAUUACCUUUGCAACGCUUCAUGUAACUGCUCUUCAUUGGGCAAUCACACUUGUGUACUCUCACCAAAUCCAAGCUUUAGCUGCUUUGUGGAGGCUCUUCAGAGGACGGAAAAUGAAUCCUCUACGUCAAAGGAUGGACAGCUAUGGUUACACUGUGAAGCAACAUGUGGUGGGAUCUCUUCUGUUCACUCCUCUUCUCCUUCUCUUGCCAACAACUUCAGUUUUCUUCAUCUUCUUCACCAUUACAAGCACUUCAGUCAACUCCAUAUGUAUGUUGAUUGAGUUCGCCGUCUCUAUCAUCCAUGCAACACCGUAUGCAGAGAUUAUGAUCUGGCUUGUCAGGCGUCAAAGGUUCCCUUGUGGUGUUUGGUUUGAAAUUGAACACUAUAAGAAGAAUAUCCUCAACUCCUCCAGUGAUGAUUCUCAAGACAGAAGCAAUAAUAGUCCUGAGAAGAAACCAGUUCUAAUGGUUUCCAAUCUUCGCAGCAACUUCUUAAGCAUAGGACAGAUUCUUUUGCCUCACUAUACAACAAUGUUUUCAGGAAUAUCAGCUUCAUCUCUGACUACUUCAGCUCGCGGAGUCCUCAGUGGGAAAAGAAUGCCAUCGAAACUAGGGCUUGAUCUCCCUCCUCCAAGGCCAUGGAUGCACAUGCCUUUGAGACAGUACUGGACCUUAUGCCACGGUUCCAUCUUCUCAUCCUCACGAAAAGGCUCUAACCACGAUUUGUCUUUGGAGAAGGGACUACCAGAAGCAUCUCAAUCAUCAUCGUCAUAGGACUGACAAAAGUAUGAUUUUCGAUUAUGGAUGCUGCUAAAGAAACGAUCAGAGUCUGAUUAGCUGUGGUAAGGCUUGUAGACAGAGCAGCUCGAGGAUAGGAGAAGUUAUUAUACUGAUGUCUGAAUCGUUGUUAGUUUUUUAACCGUGGUUCAGCUUUUUGUUUGCUUGGCUCAUUAGUAAGUUUGUUUUUUCUUUUUGUUUCGAUAAUUAUUAUUGUUUUCCGAUUUGAAUCAAUAUUUUAUUUCAUACUUGGAAGCUGGAAAGCCAAAGAUAAAGAGAUUUUAUAAUAUGGGACCUUAUUUGGGCCUUCUUUAUACA